Molecule: messenger RNA, 2411 nt
Organism: Lolium perenne
Lineage: Eukaryota; Viridiplantae; Streptophyta; Magnoliopsida; Poales; Poaceae
Molecular function (GO): nucleic acid binding
Source: RefSeq, a predicted model, not a curated record
CGACGUCGCAGCGCAGUCCCGCACCGGAGCUCCGUCUCCGUCCGGCGCCGCGCCGGAGCUGGUCUCGCGCGCUCGACGUCGAAGGUGAGCCGCACCCCGCCGGCCGUCCGCGACCGCUCCAGUACCAGAGGAGGUGGGGCCUCCAGGAGCAGAGGAAGCCGACAUUCCCCUCCCACGCCGGAGCUCCGUCCCCGUCCCGCGCCGGAGCUGUGCUCGCGCGCUCGACGUCGACGGUGAGCCUGCACCCGCUCCGGCCGCCCGCGACCGCUGCAGGAUAGAAGAGGCGGGGCCUUCGACGCAGGGCCUCCACGACGUGAUCCGGGCAUCGUGCUGGACAUCGGCUGCGUGCAGACGUACGUAGCCAACACUGCAGCACUCGUGCAGAAGCACCUACGGCUCCAGGGAGCACCGCCGCUCGCCACAUGCCCUGCUGGUUCCUUGGAAGGUACGAUAAGAGGAGAUGGACCUCGAUCUCAACUUGCCUCCACAAGUGGUGAUGUAUUUGGACCUUAACUUUAGUCCGCAUGAGGAAGAGGAAGAAGAUGUAGAAAUGCCUAAAGCCGAAGAUGUGGAAAUGCCUGAAGCUGAAGAUGUACAAAUACUCGAAGCCGAAGAUGUGGAAAUGCCUGAAGCUGAAGAUGUAGAAAUGCCUGAAGCCGAAGAUGUAGAAAUGCCUGAAGCCGAAGAUGUAGAAAUACCUGCUGCACAUGCACAACGUAGAGAGCUACCUGAUAGUCACAGAUUCGCAGCAUACAUCGCAUUGAAAGCUCUUGGCAAUGACAGGCAAAUUGCGAAGUCAGAUAAAGAACUUGUAGCUACUCUUCUAAAAACAAGUCUAAGCACAAUUGAAAGAAUUUGGAGAAAGGGGAGAGAACAAGAGAUAAAGCAGCUAGAGGUUGAUGUCUCAAAUCAAAAGAAGGGGCAUUGUGGACGAAAGAGAGCAGAUCUUGGUUUGUCAAGGAUGCCUUCCAUUCCUCUAAACAAAAGGUCUACACUAAGGGCACUUGCAAGGGAAUUGGGUGUCGCCUAUGCCACCUUGCAGAGAAGGUUUCAAUGGGGUAAAAUAAGACGGCAUACAAGUACCCUCAAGCCAGCUUUGAAACCAGAAAACAAGAUUGCUAGGCUCAAAUUUUGCACUUCAAUGAUUGAUCAAACAACAAUAGCCGAGGCAGAACCAUCUUUCCUUAGUAUGGAGAACAUAGUUCAUAUAGACGAAAAAUGGUUCUACAUGACAAAGAGGAGCAGAAAAUACUAUCUACUGCCGGAAGAACAAGACCCUGUGCGAACUAUUCACAACAAGAACAGUAUAGGAAAGGUUAUGUUCUUGACCGCAGUGGCCAAACCCCGGUACAAUGAGCAAAAAAAGUCAUGUUUGAUGGAAAAAUCGGAAUCUGGGCAUUUGUUGAAGAAACCGCAGCCAAGAACAACUCCAAAAAUAGGUUGAAAGGAACGAUGGAACUAAAGACCAUCAUAGUUACUAGAAACGUAAUGAGGGAAUUCCUUUGUGAAAAGGUAAUUCCAGCAAUUGCAUAUCUAUGGCCUGAUAAUGAUGGAACCAUCUUUAUACAGCAAGACAAUGCACGAACGCACGUUCUUCCAAAUGAUCCAGUUUUCCUAGCUGCUGUCAAAGAAUCUGGACGGGACAUUAAGUUGCUGCAGAAGCCUCCAAACUCACCUGACUUGAAUGCCCUGGAUCUUGGCUUUUUCAGCUCCAUACAAUCCCUGACAGUUCAGUAUGCACCUACCACACUAAAGGAACUAAUUGAGUCGGUUGAACAAGCCUUUGAUGGUUAUGAUGUGGACACACUAGUUAGAGUGUUCAUAACCCUUCAGACUGUCAUGAUCGAGGUGAUGAGAGUUGAAGGAGAUAACACAUACGAUAUAAAACAUAUGGGAAAAGUGAAGCUACAAAGAGAGGGAAAUCUACCAAUGAUUCUAGCAUUUGAUGGUACAUACUAUCAGAAAAGCUUGGAGAUUAUAGCAAAUCAUGAGGCGGCAUUGGAUUCAUUGAACAAGCAAGAGGAAGAACAGAAAAAGGAUAACAAGAUAAAGGAGUGCAAUAUAAAGAGAAAAGCACGCCGGACAGGCCCUCGGGUCAUUGUGGAUACUGAGACAAUAAUUCCAGGAAGUUUGUAUGCGACAUGGUUGGACGACCCAUCAGACCUCGUAUCUAAAAGACGUCGAAUCAGCAGUUUAAGUCAAGAGAUUGUUGUGAAACUACCAUCCCACCAUAAGAUACACGAGUGGAGUCAGCCUAUGUAACUGCCUCCUAUGUGUUGUAAUUAUGUCCUAUGUGUUGUAUAUGACAUUAAGCAAUUGUAUAAUUGUGGUCUGAAUUGGUGUCCAUUAAUGUUCAUUAUAUUCUGUACAAAGAAAGCAACAAGUAAUCACAAGGUGUAUCAAUCUUAUUA